CUUGAAACCCCUCAUCUUGUAUAUCUAUAUAAACAGUUCAAUAUUCAUUCAUCAAUCUCAUCAAACAAAAACUUCACAUUCCACAUUAUUCAUAUUCUUUUUCUUUUCUCUUUUGAUAUUUUUAAGGUUAUGGCUGGAAUUGACUUUGAGGAUUUGUUACCGGUAAUCGCGAAUAAGCUAGGCGGUGAAGGUUUAAUGAAGGAACUGAGUAACGGGUUCAAGUUACUUAUGGACAAAGACAAAGGUGUGAUAACUUUGGAGAGUUUAAGGAAAAACAGUGCAUUGAUGGGUUUGGAAGAUUUGAAGGAAGAUGAGGCUGUGAGCAUGAUGAGAGAAGGUGAUGUUGAUGGUGAUGGUGUACUCACUGAGAUGGAGUUUUGUGUUUUGAUGUUUAGAUUGAGUCCUCAGUUAAUGGAGGAAUCAUGGUAUUUUCUUGAACAAGCAUUGCAACAUGAACUCAACAAUCAUGAUUCAUAACCA
Vicia villosa (hairy vetch) is the source of this 480-nucleotide messenger RNA. Its product is annotated as calcium-binding protein PBP1-like. The record is from RefSeq and is a predicted model, not a curated record. NCBI's taxonomy places the organism in Eukaryota, Viridiplantae, Streptophyta, Magnoliopsida, Fabales, Fabaceae. The transcript has a single exon. The coding region runs from base 130 to 477 and encodes 115 amino acids. Gene Ontology annotation, molecular function: calcium ion binding.